GGGAUCGCUAGUCGUUCAUCGGGUCGCCGUUCUGCCUCCUUUCCCAGAGUGCUCUACGCGCCGCGGCCUUGUUCGCGCCUUCAGCCCGCUGAGGAGCCGCUGCCUCCACCACCGACGCCGCCAUGUCAGACUAUCCCGGAGCCCAGACCGGGAACCGCAAGGACGCCUUCGCUGACGCCGUGCAGAGAGCCCGCCAGAUCGCAGCAAAAAUUGGCGGUGAAGUCCCUGGUGGAGUGAAUAACACCCCAGAUUUCAACUUUGGUGGACAAAAGAGGCAGCUUGAAGAUGGAGACCAACCGGAGUGCAAGAAAAUGGCCACGCAAAGUGAACGUGGGCGGAGCCAUCUCUCAGAUACUUCCAUGGAAGACUUCCUUGAAAAUGAAGCGAUGUCCCAGCCACUUGCGCAAUCGUCCCUCCCUCCUCGGUCCGGUACAAUGACUGAAGAGUAUCGUGUGCCAGACGGCAUGGUGGGACUUAUCAUCGGCCGUGGUGGGGAACAGAUAAAUAAGAUCCAGCAAGAGUCGGGAUGUAAAGUUCAGAUUUCUCCAGACAGUGGAGGAUUACCAGACAGAAUUGUGUCGUUGACAGGCUCUCCAGAUUCAGUUCAAAAAGCCAAGAUGAUGCUUGAUGAAAUAGUUGCACGAGGUCGUGGGGGACCACCUGGCCAGUUCCAUGACAACUCUAAUGGACAGAAUGGAUCUUUACAAGAGAUCAUGAUCCCCGCUGGCAAAGCUGGGCUGAUUAUUGGCAAGGGCGGAGAAACCAUCAAACAGUUACAAGAACGUGCUGGGGUCAAAAUGAUCCUUAUACAAGAUGCCUCUCAGGGCACCAAUGUGGACAAGCCUCUCCGAAUUGUUGGCGAACCAUUCAAAGUGCAGCAAGCUUGUGAGAUGGUUAUGGAUCUUUUGAGAGAAAGAGAUCAAGGAAACUUUGGAGGAGGUGGGGGAGGAGGAGGAGGAGGCGGUGGUGGUGGAGGAGGUGGUGGUGGUGGUGGUGGAGGAGGAGGAGGAAAUGAAUAUGGGUCCAGAGGAGGAAUAGAUGUAAGUACCCAGGUACCUGUCCCACGGCAUUCGGUGGGGGUGGUGAUUGGACGCAACGGUGAGAUGAUUAAGAAGAUUCAGAAUGAUGCUGGUGUCAGGAUACAGUUUAAACAAGAUGAUGGGACAGGUCCCGAUAAGAUAGCACACAUCAUGGGUCCACCAGACCGGUGUGACCAUGCAGCCAGGAUUAUUGGGGACUUGCUGCAGAGUUUGAGGAGUGGUCCACCUGGACCCCAAGGCCCAGGCAUGCAACAAGGUGGCAGAGGAAGGGGCAGGGGGCAAGGACCAUGGGGACCACCUGGUGGUGAAAUGACAUUCUCUAUUCCCACUCAUAAAUGUGGCCUGGUAAUUGGCAGAGGUGGGGAGAAUGUCAAGGCAAUUAACCAGCAGACGGGAGCAUUUGUGGAGAUUUCCCGACAGCCGCCACCGAACGGUGACCCCAACUUUAAAAUGUUCAUUAUCCGUGGCGGACCACAACAGAUUGACCAUGCCAAACAGCUAAUUGAAGAAAAAAUUGAGGGCCCCCUUUGUCCGAUUGGGCCUGGCCCUCCCGGUCCUGGUCCAGCUGGACCCAUGGGACCAUUCAACCCUGGCCCUUACCCACCCGGACCUCCAGGGGGAGCUCCUCCACAUCCGGGUCCUCCACCACCACCUCCUCCACACCAAUAUCCUCCACAAGGUUGGGGAGGCCAGUAUCCCCAAUGGGGGCAGCCGCCAGCUCCUCACGACCCCAUCCACAAUCCAUCUCCUGAUAGAAACGACGCGCAUGCUCAGUUUGCAAAACCCCCAGCCCCCACAGACCCCAGUGCAGCCUGGGCUGCUUAUUACUCGCACUAUUACCAGCAGCCUCCUGCCCCCGUCCCUGGACAGCCUCCUGCUGUCCCCGUCCCACCACCACAAGGAGAACCACCCCAGCAGCCCCCACCUGCCAGCCAGCCUGACUACACGAAGGCCUGGGAAGAGUACUACAAGAAAAUGGGUCAGCAGACACCUCAACCUGCAGGACAGCCAGACUAUACAAAAGCAUGGGAGGAAUAUUACAAGAAACAAGCUCAAGCAGCAGCUGCCGUAACUGGUGCUCCAGCCGCAACGGCUGUAGCCGCCACCGCCACAGCAGCAGCAGCCGCCGUCCCGCCUGCAGUCCAGCCAGACUAUAGUGCGGCAUGGGCAGAGUAUUACAGACAGCAAGCAGCCUACUAUGGAACACCAGGAGCCCCACCCACACAACCUCCUCCAGCACAGCCAGGGCCACAGACCCAGUGAAUGUCACUUUCCGUCACUCGUUGCCAGUCUGGAGAUGACAGCCUCUGCUGCUGACCUCAAUGAGGGGAGAAGCUGUUUAUAAAGUCCUCUAGUUGUAUUUUAUUUUUUUUUGUUUUUUUUUUAGGUUCUUUCCCCCCCUUCCCCCACCCCUCCGUCCCUCUUCCCCUCCCAGUUUUGUUUCCCAUCUACAAAACGCAAUGUAAUCCUGGCCAUUUGGAGGCUGUUUAGUGAGGGCUGGGUGUAGAACUUAGGACUAAUCUGAGAUCUUCUUGCCCUUCACUUCUCAUCACCCCAAAAAAAAAUACACGGUUUUAUUCACUGGAACAGCCCGUGAGUAAUUAAAUUUUUAUUUUGUUUUUCUUUUUUUUUAUGUAAAAAAGGAUGACUUCCCUUUUGUCCCUGUGCUUUUAGUUGGUUGAACAUUCCCUGUCGACACCCCCCCAUGCUGUGUGCUGGGCUCUCCCCAUCUGCAGUCGGGGCCUCGUGAAGUACGCCGGUCACUCCCAGACCCGGGAGGAAGGGGAGGGGGGUUGUGAUGUGUUCGUCUUUUCAGAGACAUGAAAACUGUACGCUGAGUUUUUACUUUUUAUUGCCUGUUUUUAACUUCACAAUAAACAAUGACAAAACUCUCCCGA
Rana temporaria (common frog) is the source of this 2938-nucleotide messenger RNA. RefSeq names its product KH-type splicing regulatory protein (gene KHSRP). Gene Ontology annotation, biological process: regulation of DNA-templated transcription. NCBI's taxonomy places the organism in Eukaryota, Metazoa, Chordata, Amphibia, Anura, Ranidae. Gene Ontology annotation, cellular component: nucleus; cytoplasm. The record is from RefSeq and is a predicted model, not a curated record. The transcript is spliced from 22 exons. Gene Ontology annotation, molecular function: mRNA binding. Bases 123 to 2303 code for a protein of 726 amino acids.